GAAGGGAAGGGAUCGGAGUCCUCCAGGGCAAUACAUGCCCCCACUCCAUAGUCCUUCCUGCCUGGCUUCGGAGUUGGGGGUGGGAGAUCAUCAAGGGGCCCUUAUGGGAUUUGGACUUGCUAGCACCUCACAUUAGGACAGACAGAAAUUGGCAGAAGAACAAAGACUUCCUGGGAUCACCGAUGGAGGAGGAAAAUUCCAAAGGACUUGAAGCAGGAGGUGGCCAGGAUGCCAUCGAGACUCGGAACAGCAGAGGGUUCUGGGAGAACACAGGGACUAAGGACACCUUCAUCUCGUAUGUUCAGCCCCAGUGUUUCAGGCAUUUCCUUUGCCAGAAGGCCAAAGGCCCUCGGGAGGUCUGCAGCCAACUCCACCAUCUUUGCCAUCAGUGGCUAAAGCCAAAACAACACACAAAGAAGGAGAUCCUGGACCUAGUGAUCCUGGAGCAGUUUCUGACUGUUCUUCCACAAGAGAUGAAGCACUGGAUAAGGGAAUGUGGAGCAGAGGCCAGCUCCCAGGCAGUUGCCCUGGCUGAAGGUUUCCUCCUGAGCCAGGCAGAGGAGAAGAGGCAGGAAGACUGGCAGGGGAAGGUUCCAUUUGCAGAGAUGAGCACUGAUUUCUCUGACAAUGAGAGGACUCCACCAGACACCAGAAAGUGUCCAUUGGGUGAUGGGAUGAUGCUGGAAAGACCUCCUUGCCCAACUUCUCUUCACGAAGGAGGGGAAUCGACUUCUGUGAUACCGGAUCAGGGUACAGCAUCCUUUGAGGAUGUGGCUGUGCAUUUCACAGAUGAGGAGUGGGCAUUGCUGGAUCCUGACCAGAGAGCUCUGCAUAAAGAGGUCAUGGAGGAGACCUGUAGGAUCAUGGCCUCUCUCCAAGGUGACGGAUUGGAAACCAAUAAUAAAGGACACCACGAUAAUGUCUACGCAGUGGGGGAGCAGAAUGUAAAUUUGGAGAGUGGAGCGAGAUUCAGCCAGAGGCCCCAAGAAAAAACGGACAGUGGGAAGAAGCAGUACCAGUGCUUGCAAUGUGGGAAAAACUUUAGCAGGAAGUCAAAUCUCACUAGGCAUGAAAUAAUUCAUUCAGAAGAGAAACCGUACCAAUGCUUCGACUGUUGUAAGAGCUUUAAAAGAAGCACAGACUUCCUUAAACAUCAAACAUUUCACACAGGGGUAAAACCUUAUCAGUGCUUGGAAUGCGGAAAGUGCUUAAGUCGAAACAACCGUCUCACUUCCCAUCAAAGAAUUCAUACAGGGGAGAGACCAUAUCAAUGUUUGGAAUGUGGGAAGAGCUUCAGUAUGAUUGACAGCCUGACUACACAUCAAAGAAUCCAUACAGGGGAGAAACCAUAUCAGUGCUUGGAAUGUGGGAAGAGCUUCAACUUAAAGCAUAAUCUUACUUCCCACCAGACACUUCACACAGGAGAAAAGCCAUUUCAAUGCUUGGAAUGUGGAAAGAGCUUCACUCGGAACGACCGCCUCACUUUCCAUCGGAGAAUUCAUACGGGGGAGAAACCCUAUCAGUGCUUGGAAUGUGGGAAGAGCUUCAGUUUAAAGGUAAAUCUCACUUCCCAUCAAACACUUCACACAGGGGAAAAGCCAUAUCCCUGCUUGGAAUGUGGGAAGAGCUUCAGGUUGAAGCAAACUCUCGCUUCCCACCAGACGCUUCACACGGGGGAAAAGCCGUAUCAGUGCUUGGAAUGUGGGAAGAGCUUCAGGUUGAAGCAAAUUCUCACGUCCCAUCAAACGCUUCACACGGGGGAGAAACCGUUUCAGUGCUUGGAAUGCGGAAAGCGCUUCAGACGGAGCUACCACCUCACGGCUCAUCAAAGAAUUCAUAACGGAAAGAAGCCGUAUCAGUGCUUGGAAUGUGGACGGCGCUUCAGUCAGAGGGCCUCUCUCACCUCCCAUCAAGCAAACCAUGAUGGAAUCAAACGAUGAAAGGACCUGUCAUAGGUCCUGACAGGGUUGUGUUGCAUGGUGUGCAUCUGAAUGGACAGGUGUGUCCAGCUCUCUCAUAUAUCUCUGUACCUUUGGUUUGGAGUUCUGCUGUCCCCACAAAUAACCUCUACCAGAAAGACUACAGCAUUUCUCUCAGUCCUCCUUUUCGUCCAUUUCCAGCAAGGCAUGAAGAAGGGUAUUCCAUUGGAGCUUUGAGCUACCCCAACCAAUACAAAUCUGGGAUUCAAGUACUAUUUUGGGCCAAUGUAUCCUUACAGAGAAGGGAGGGGGUCUCCCUGCAUGAGUGAGAGGCAUAACGCCUUUAUUUCAUUGUACUGUACCAUUAUUUCCUACGAGUCCCUCUAGGUUUACUAUUCUGUUCACAUUUCUAAGUUUGAAGUUGAAAGGAGAUGCCCCUUUUUAGAAAUGACAGAAUGGUUAUCUUGUAUUUUUCCUGUUUCUUGAGUUUUCCUUUGGAGAACGAUAAUACAGUAUUGACCCUGGAGAUCUCCAUUCUUCCUUUUGAUAGGAAAGAUACAGUGCUGUAUAGGGAAGCUUUUAAAUGUGUAAUGUUUUAUAUGUUGGAAGCCACCCAGAGUGGCUGGGGCAACCCAAUCAGAUGG
Messenger RNA from Zootoca vivipara (common lizard), 2563 nucleotides. RefSeq lists its product as uncharacterized. The record is from RefSeq and is a predicted model, not a curated record. Gene Ontology annotation, biological process: regulation of transcription by RNA polymerase II. Gene Ontology annotation, molecular function: DNA-binding transcription factor activity, RNA polymerase II-specific; RNA polymerase II cis-regulatory region sequence-specific DNA binding. NCBI's taxonomy places the organism in Eukaryota, Metazoa, Chordata, Lepidosauria, Squamata, Lacertidae.